Grammomys surdaster is the source of this 3362-nucleotide messenger RNA. RefSeq names its product regulatory factor X2 (gene Rfx2). Gene Ontology annotation, cellular component: nucleus. Gene Ontology annotation, biological process: regulation of transcription by RNA polymerase II. Bases 109 to 2262 code for a protein of 717 amino acids. The record is from RefSeq and is a predicted model, not a curated record. The transcript has 18 exons. Lineage: Eukaryota; Metazoa; Chordata; Mammalia; Rodentia; Muridae. Gene Ontology annotation, molecular function: RNA polymerase II cis-regulatory region sequence-specific DNA binding; DNA-binding transcription factor activity, RNA polymerase II-specific.
UAGAGACUGUAGCCGUGGAGACUGUUACUUACCAACGCGGAGCGACACGCAGCGGCCGACGCCGCGGGAGCCGCUACCCGAACUCCCUGCCGAACUCCAGAUCCCAGCAUGCAGAACUCCGAGGGAGGAGCAGAUUCACCAGCGUCAGUGGCUCUGCAUCCUGCAGCCCAGCCUGUGCCAGCCUCCCCACAGAGUGUGCUAGUCCAAGCCGCAAGCUCCACUCCCAAGGGUACCCCGAUGCAGACGCUCACCCUCCCUAGAGUCCAGCCAGUGCCAGCACAGGUGCAGCACGUGUACCCCGCACAGGUGCAGUACGUGGAGGGUGGGGACGCUGUCUACGCCAAUGGAGCCAUCCGAGCUGCCUAUGCCUACAACCCGGACCCGCAGCUCUACGCCCCCAGCAGCGCAGCGUCGUACUUUGAGACUCCAGGUGGCGCUCAGGUGACUGUGGCAGCCUCAUCCCCGCCAGCGGUUCCCUCCCACGGCAUGGUGGGCAUCACCAUGGAUGUCUCGGGGACCCCCAUUGUGUCUGGCGCAGGAGCCUACCUCAUCCACGGGGGCAUGGACGGCACAAGACACUCCCUGGCCCACACUGCCCGCUCCUCACCUGCCACGCUUGAAAUGGCGAUUGAGACUCUCCAAAAAAGCGAAGGCCUCGCCCCCCACAAAGGCGGCCUGCUCAACAGCCAUCUCCAGUGGCUUCUGGAUAAUUACGAGACAGCGGAGGGUGUGAGCCUGCCCCGCAGCUCCCUGUACAACCACUACCUACGCCACUGCCAGGAGCACAAGCUGGAGCCGGUCAAUGCUGCGUCCUUCGGCAAGCUCAUCCGCUCUGUGUUCAUGGGCCUGCGCACACGGCGCCUGGGGACCAGGGGCAACUCCAAGUACCAUUACUACGGGAUCCGCCUGAAGCCAGAUUCCCCACUGAACCGACUGCAGGAAGACACACAGUACAUGGCCAUGAGGCAGCAGCCCACACACCAGAAACCUAGGUAUCGGCCAGCCCAGAAGUCAGACAGCCUCGGGGAUGGCAGUGCUCACGGGAACAUGCAUGGCACACCUGAGCAGGCCAUGGCCAAUCAGGGCCAACAUCACCAGCAGUACAUAGAUGUGUCCCACGCCUUCCCAGAGUUCCCAGCACCUGACCUAGGCAGCACGCUACUGCAAGAGAAUGUCACCCUUCAUGACGUGAAGGCCCUGCAGCUGGUGUAUCGCAGGCACUGUGAGGCUACCUUAGAUGUCGUCAUGAACCUCCAGUUUCAGUACAUUGAGAAGCUGUGGUUGUCAUUCUGGAACUGCAAGGCCACCUCCAGCGAUGGCCGUGCCUCAUUGUCUGCCAGUGAUGAGGAGCCAGAAGUCACCCUCCUCCCCAAGGACAAGCUCAUCUCUCUGUGUAAGUGUGAGCCUGUCCUGCAGUGGAUGCGAAGCUGUGAUCACAUCCUGUACCAGGCGCUGGUGGAAACCCUUAUCCCAGAUGUGCUGCGGCCCGUCCCCAGUUCCCUUACCCAGGCCAUCAGGAACUUCGCCAAGAGCCUAGAGGGCUGGCUCAUCAAUGCCAUGAGCGGCUUCCCUCAGCAGGUCAUCCAGACCAAGGUGGGUGUCGUAAGUGCCUUCGCACAGACGUUGCGGCGCUACACGUCCCUCAACCACCUGGCACAGGCAGCACGUGCCGUGCUGCAGAACACAUCACAGAUUAACCAGAUGCUGAGUGACCUCAACCGUGUGGACUUUGCCAAUGUGCAGGAGCAGGCCUCAUGGGUGUGCCAGUGUGAGGAGAGCCUGGUGCAGCGUCUGGAGCAUGACUUCAAGGUCACCUUACAGCAGCAGAGCUCGCUGGACCAGUGGGCCAGCUGGCUGGACAAUGUAGUCACCCAGGUACUGAAGCAGCACGCAGGCAGCCCCAGCUUCCCCAAGGCUGCACGCCAGUUCCUGCUCAAGUGGUCCUUCUACAGCUCUAUGGUGAUCCGUGAUCUGACCCUGCGCAGUGCCGCCAGCUUCGGCUCCUUCCACCUUAUCCGGCUGCUGUAUGACGAGUACAUGUUCUACCUGGUGGAACACCGUGUGGCCCAGGCCACCGGGGAGACGCCCAUUGCCGUCAUGGGCGAGUUCAAUGAUCUGGCCUCCCUGUCGCUGACCCUGCUGGACAAAGAGGACAUUGGGGAUGGACACAGCAGUGAAGCAGAUGUGGAUGGUCGCAGCCUAGGUGAGCCCCUGGUGAAGCGGGAACGGAGUGACCCCAGCCACCCACUACAGGGCAUCUAGCCCCUUCCCUAGGCGUCUUCCACGUGCUUCCGGAAGGCGUCACCUGGCCAUCUAAAGACCUGGACUCUCAGCUGUAUCACACUAGUGCCUCUUCAAUGAUGCCAUGUUUACUGUGACCCAGAUUAGCCUGGGGUGCCCCACCCACAGGGUGCCAGAGACUGUGGGGAACUAAGAUGGCCACUCAAGCUGCCAUACUCUGCUAAGGUGCCCCUGACCCUGGACUGUCCCCCAGAGGACAGCCUCUGUGUCAACACCCUCCCCUGCUAUGUGUGUAAGUUGAGAGGCACAUCCCCAGAAAUGUCCCAGCCACCUUGGUGGCUUUUCCACUCAGCUGCUCCCAACUUAAACACCAUUUCAAAGAACCCCACUCUAGCAGAGCCCAGAGUGGGAGGAACCGUCCUGCUCUCAGGCCACUGUGUGGAGAUUCUGCUGCCAUCUGCAUGCACCUCAUGGUCUCUCGUGGACAGGCAAGGCCUCCAGGCACAUGACCUGGGUCAUAGAUGUUAACUGUAUCUCAUCUUGUCCUAGACAGGUCCAAGCCCCAAAAAGAUAACAGGCUCCAAGCAGGACCAGUCAAACCCAGAUACUCAGCCCAAUUAGACUUUCUGUCCAAUUCACAGUUGACACCAAGAUAACCUGGAGGGUCCUGGGAUGGGUUUCCCCAAGCAGCUGCAGGGGACAGCACCAUGUCCAUGCCUCCCAACAGGACUCCAAAACCUGUGCUCAUGGCAGUGCCUGGGCCUCUGCAGUCUUCCAGACACCUCUCCCAAACUAGCCAUGCUUGCUGCUGGCCUGUGGCCAACCCCUUCUCAACCCCAGAACGUGAGAUCUCUGUGGACAAAUAAACACCAAGGCCUAUUGGGCCCUGAGUUCUAGAGGCCCCAACAUAUCACACCUUGCUGCUGUCACCAUAUUGAGAAUUCUGCCCCAACACAAGCCCUGUCCUCCCACACCUAAAAAGCACCUAAUGAAAUACUAUAGUUUCUUUUUGGAAAAAAUGUUCCCCCCCAUAGUUUUGUGCUGUAAUUGUUCUUAGAAGGUUCUUGUGAAUGUGUCCAUCGCAAUAUACCUGGCGUCCACGUUUGUUCAUUCAGGCGGCA